Molecule: messenger RNA, 1761 nt
Organism: Humulus lupulus (European hop)
Lineage: Eukaryota; Viridiplantae; Streptophyta; Magnoliopsida; Rosales; Cannabaceae
Exons: 3
Coding region: 1-1761 (586 amino acids)
Biological process (GO): DNA integration
Molecular function (GO): nucleic acid binding
Source: RefSeq, a predicted model, not a curated record
AUGGUAAAUGAAGGCAUAGUACUUGGGCAUAAGGUGUCUAAGAAUGGUAUUGAGGUUGAUAGGGCUAAGAUUACUACUAUCGAGAAUUUGCCGCCUCCAGUUUCAGUUAAGGGAGUGAGAAGUUUCCUUAGUCAUGCGAGGUUUUACAGAAGAUUUAUAAAGGACUUCUCCAGGAUUUCUAAGCCACUCUCGGCAUUGUUGAUGAAUGGGGUGCCAUUUGAGUUUGAUGAGAAGUGUCUUGAAGCUUUCAGGAUACUGAAGCAGAAAUUGGUGUCGGCACCUAUAGUAAUUUCACCGGAUUGGGACCAGCCAUUUGAGUUAAUGUGCGACGCAAGUGAUUUUGCAGUGGGUGUGGUUCUGGGGCAGCGUGUUGACAAAGUAUUUCAGACUAUUUAUUAUGCCAGCAGAACACUAAAUGGCGCUCAGUUGAAUUAUGCCACCACUGAGAAAGAGCUUCUUGCCAUUGUAUAUGCAUUCGAUAAAUUCAGGCCGUAUUUGAUGGGGAACAAAGUUAUUGUGUAUACUGAUCACUCAGCAAUCAGGCAUCUUAUUGCUAAGAAAUAUGCUAAACCCAGACUUAUUCGUUGGUUACUUCUUUUACAAGAGUUUGAUAUGGAGGUUCGGGAUAAGAAGGGUACAGAGAAUUUGGUGGCGGAUCACUUAUCAAGACUUGAGUUGGGGGAUAAGUCAGAACUUGCUGCAGGAGAGAUUAAUGAGAGUUUCCCAGAUGAACAAUUAUUUGCAGUGGAGGAUGAGUGGGUGCCAUGGUUUGCGGAUUAUGUGAAUUAUUUGGCAGCCAACGUAGUGCCAUCAGAAUUUGUAGGGCAGAGAUUGAAAAAGUUUCAUCAUGAUGUGAAGAACUACUACUGGGAUGAUCCUUUCUUAUUUAAACAAUGUCCGGAUUUGAUUAUCAGAAGAUGUGUGCCUGAAAGAGAAAUGAAGGACAUCUUGUUUCAUUGCCAUGCAUCGCCUACUAGUGGACAUUUUGGGGGAGCAAGGACUGCUGCAAAGUGGGUUGAAGCAGUUGCUACUUCAACUAAUGAUGCUCAGGUGGUAGUCAAGUUUCUGAAAAAGAAUAUUUUCUCUCGUUUUGGCACACCUCGAGCGAUUAUAAGUGAUGAAGGGACUUAUUUUGCCAAUAAGACUUUUGAUUCCAUAAUGGAGAAGUACGGAAUUAAACAUAAGAAGGCAUUGGGAUAUCAUCCGCAGUCAAAUGGGCAAGCGGAAGUGUCAAAUCAUGAGAUUAAGCUGAUUUUAGAAAAGACGGUGCAAGUUAAUAGAAAGGAUUGGUCGAAUAAGCUUGAUGAUGCGUUGUGGGCUUAUCGGACGGCUUUUAAAACGCCAAUUGGUACUUCUCCCUACCGUCUUUGGGCGUUAAAGAAGUUGAAUUUCAAUCCGGCCGCUUCAAAAGCAUUAAGGUUAGCUCAACUGAAUGAGCUAGAUGAAUUGUGUCAUGAUUCCUACGAGAAUGCAAGAAUCUACAAAGAGAAGACAAAGAAAUGGCAUGACAAUAAUAUUGUCAAUCGGACUUUUCAAGUGGGCGAUAAGGUGCUGUUAUUCAAUUCCCGUCUCAAGUUAUUUCCAGGAAAAUUAAAGUCUCGAUGGUUGGGGCCAUUCAAUGUUACAAAAGUGUUUCCAUACGGGGCUUUGGAGAUUCAACAAGGUGAUUCUUCGCCGUUUAAAGUUAAUGGACAGCGGGUGAAGCAUUACUAUGGAGGCGAAAUUGAAAAGAAGGUCAAUAUUACACUGGUGGAUUCUUGA